UUUAUUCCACUGCAGACAAUUCGUUUCCGAGAAACAGGAAUGUUAUGCGUUUAGAGCUGCAAAGCCAUGGAUCAGUCGCUUCAUCGGAGACGAUUUUUGACCGUCUGUGUUCUUCGAAGAGGAGAAAAACCGGAUUCUUUUUACAACCAUGUAGGAAUUUGAGACUCGGAAUCCACUUUUGCGAUCAUGUUCUCAAAUUUGUUUUCCGUAUUCGUUGUUCGUCAUCUAUCUACCAGUGCGAAGCUUCCGAACAUUCCAAGCUCUAGGUACAAGAACUUGGCUAUCCGGGAAGCCCAGAAGGCUCUCACUGAAUACCUCCAUGGUACAAGCUGCUUGCCUUAUACUUAUGCUGAGCAUAUUAGCAAAAGCUCUCCUCUUUCGCUCGCCAGUCUAAUAACAAAGGUAGAUUUUUCAGCUGUCACUUUCUCUAAAAAAUUCAAGAAAUUUCUUAGGUACCACCCCAUCAACGAGUUUGAAUUUUUCUUUGAAAGCAUUGGCAUAGACUAUAAUGACGUUUCUGGGUUGUUGCGUUCGAACAAGUUUUUCUUUUCCGAAGAUCGGACUCUUCUCGAUGCCGCUGGUGCGCUUUCGGAAUUUGGGUUUCCGUGGAAUGAUUUGGGUAAGUUGUAUGUGGAGAGUAGUUCCAUAUUUAGGAGUAAUGCGGGAGAGCUCAAGUCUAAGCUAUUGGAGUUCAAGAAAUAUGGUUUUUGUAACGUUCAUGUAGUUGGUAUAUGUCUAGCUUUUCCUUACGUUUUGUGCGGGGAAUGUGAAGUAGGUUCUGAAAGUGAAGCAUUGUUAAAUUUUUUGAAGUCGGUAUUUUUGGAUUUUGAGCUGGCAACAUCUGUUGAGGAAAAUGUGAAUUCCUGGUACGAGGUAUGUAGGAAAAUUCGGGUAUUUUAUGAUUUAUGUGGUGAUAAGAGAAGGCUACCGGAGCUUGUAGAGAGAAAUAAAAACAUCUUUCUUGAACAUGGAGAAGAAUUGAUUCAAAAGGUUGAGUAUUUUUGUAGAUUUGGUGUAAACAAGGAAGAAGUAGCUGUGUUACUUCUUCAGGCCCCAGAAUUGUUGAGUCUUAAUUUACAGAAGCCUGUGAUUAACAUAACAAAGUUAUUGGAAUACAUUGGCUUGGAGACUGAAAACCUGAAGGAUGUCACUCAAAAUUUUGAUCAUGUAUUGGGGACCAACAAAAUGGCUAAUCUGCCUCUGGUAAUGAGGGCUUUGGACUUACACCAGUGGUUCAUUGAUAAAAUCAAGGAUGGAAAUCAUCAGUUGCUAGUGAAAUAUAUAGUAAGCUAUCCUGAUGAAGACCGAGCUGAAGAAUACCGAAGUGGCUUGGAAAUGAUUAACGCUUCAAAUACCCCAAAUCAUACCAUGAAGAAACUAAAUUUGCUUCAUAGCUGGGGCUUCGGGGAAAAUGCUUUAAUCUUUGAUCUCUUAGCACACUUGCAUGGCACUAGUAUUGAAUUACAAGAAAGAUUUGAUUGCUUUCUGUGUUUAGGGAUUGAACACUCCAAGCUUUGUAAGAUGGUAAGAAUGACCCCUAAGAUUCUAAACCAAAAUGCUCGAUCUAUAGAGCAGAAGGUAACUUUCCUCUGUCAAGGAAUGGGAUACUCUUUAGAGUAUCUACAUAGAUAUCCAGGUUAUUUGCUUUUUGGUUUGGAGAACCGCAUUAAGCCUAGGUACAGAUUUCAUAUGUGGCUUACAGAAAAAGGUUUAUGUACCAAAGACUAUUCCAUUGCAAGCAUAGUUGCAACUAGUGAAAAGGCUUUUCUAGCUCGUGUUUACAAAAUGCACCCAGCUGCUCCAAAACAUUGGUUUGAGCAAUUCCGGUUAUGAGAUCCUUCUGAAAGGCAUGGAGCCCCAAAAGUCAAGUCCAAACUUCAAUCCUGAAGUUGAUUCAUUCAGUCCUUUUGCUGAUAUUUUUCUGCAGCUUCUGUUCUGCUUUUCCACUCUACUUCAUACAUUUGAUCAAGCAGUGAUUCCUGCGAAGGUUAUGAGGGCUGAUUUUGGUAGAUUACUGCCAUAGGUUCUGCCUCUGGAGCACAAGGUAAGAAGAAGAGGCUAAAUUUACACUCCAAAGAUGCUCAUUUGCAUAAUAAGUUUAAGAGGGAGUGGUGCGUUGCCGUUGUAGGCAUUACAUUAUUUGUUGUGCUCCAGUGACAUUAGUUUGCCAUUUAAUUAGCGUAGGAUAAUCAAGUGUAAGGAUUUGAGCCAUAUAAGACUUUCUUGAUAAUGAAGUUUGAGUAUGCACUUGUUUUAGUUUCAA
This is a messenger RNA of Prosopis cineraria, 2263 nucleotides long. RefSeq names its product transcription termination factor MTEF18, mitochondrial. The transcript has 2 exons. Bases 187 to 1833 code for a protein of 548 amino acids. Lineage: Eukaryota; Viridiplantae; Streptophyta; Magnoliopsida; Fabales; Fabaceae. Gene Ontology annotation, molecular function: double-stranded DNA binding. Gene Ontology annotation, cellular component: chloroplast. Gene Ontology annotation, biological process: chloroplast organization; regulation of DNA-templated transcription. The record is from RefSeq and is a predicted model, not a curated record.